GCCUCACUUAUGCGCACGCCGUGGACAUCAUGUUCAAUGCAGAGGUCAACGUCACAGAUGUGCUACUGGAACUGAUCUCAAUCACACACCUAGAGGGCGAACGCACGUCGACAAACACUGCAUGGAACGGUGAGAGUGAUGGCUCGCAUACACAAGUUGAAGACACAGAAACCGGAAGUAGCAUUGAGAAGAGUGAGAUAUUCAACGAAGACUUAAUGCGGGAUUAUAAAGCGCGAGAAGGGGCCGGUGAUGAUGGUUUAAUGGCCGCGGAGGUCGAAGUGGCAGUAGCAAAGAAUCAGAAUGAAAAUGCGCGGGAGGAGGAAAGUGUCGAUCAACCCGAUCGUGGCCGACUCAGAGCCGCUCAGGUGCUGGCGGACCUUGGGCACCUUGUGCGGACAGACAGAGAGUGGCAGCACGCAUCUGGCUGGACUCCCAAUGUCACCAAACUUGGGCGUUUGGAUGCAGUUGGUUAUAGUGGAAACAGUGCCGGUAUCGCAGCGGUUGAUCCUAAUAAGGAAACCCCGACGGCAACCUCUGGCCGUACAGAACCAGCGUUUGAGAUCGUACCCGGAUACAGUAACGAUACGAGCGUGAAUGUAGGUUCAGGUAGUACGUUGUACGCCACGGAGAAGUCAUACUUAGAGGCUGGAACAGGGACGCGACGUUUGGAGAAGGCAGAUGUGCUUGGCAGUGCACGCGGUAGUGUCUCGAUGGGCGGAGGGUUUGUGUUGGGAGCCAAGCGGGGCCAAGAUGUAUUGCAAACCGAUGUAUACCUACAUCCCCACACACACCCAGUAAGCGUGCAAGGCGCAUCGGGUGUUGGGGACCACACACAUGGGACUGUUGAGGGAGUUCGAUCGAAGGAUGGCGGUAAACUGGACUACCAGGAGUAUAAUGGCAAUACCAAGAGGCAAGUAUCAAUUGUUUGGUCAGACCUGUGA
Sphaeroforma arctica JP610 is the source of this 941-nucleotide messenger RNA. RefSeq lists its product as hypothetical. The transcript is spliced from 2 exons. The coding region runs from base 30 to 941 and encodes 303 amino acids. NCBI's taxonomy places the organism in Eukaryota, Ichthyosporea, Ichthyophonida. The record is from RefSeq and is a predicted model, not a curated record.